This is a messenger RNA of Mycena indigotica, 1110 nucleotides long. Its product is annotated as Reverse transcriptase domain-containing protein. Lineage: Eukaryota; Fungi; Basidiomycota; Agaricomycetes; Agaricales; Mycenaceae. The transcript is spliced from 2 exons. Bases 1 to 1110 code for a protein of 369 amino acids. The record is from RefSeq and is a predicted model, not a curated record.
AUGUUACUGCUGGUGUUGGACGCACCACCAGGCACCCAAGCAGCAACAUUGGAUGUUGACGCUGCCUUCCGUCGAGUGCCUAUACACCCUUCGCAACAGUGGUUCUUCGUUGUCUCUUGGAGAGACCUGUGCUAUAUUGACCACUGUGCUCCUUUUGGACCCUCGAGCUCCCCUGGAAUAUUCGGACAAAUCGCUGAUGCUAUGCCCGCACUCCUCACUUCAAAUCACAUUGGCCCCCUCAAAAAAUGGAACCACUGGGUUGGCCCUGGAAGCUUUCUAAGACAUUUCCCCUUCAAUUCAACCUUCAAAUAUGUCGGAUUCCGCUGGGAUUUGAAUGCUAAGACUGUCGAAAUACCCGACACCAAGAAAACUCGCUACCUGACCAAACUUGAAGUUUGGGUCAGAGGCUCAAAAUUCAACAGGAAGGAAGCUGAAUCCGUCCAUGGGACCCUAGUGCACUGUGCCAUGGCUAUACGAGACGGUCGUUCACGUCUGCCGGCCAUCUUGGCCUUCGCCGCAUCCUUCUCGCACACCUCUUCGAACUUCUCCAAACGUUCGCCAAACGCAACUGUUCUAAGCGAUAUCAACUGGUGGCGACAACAGCUUAACCUCCCAUUCUGUGGCUCCAUAUUGAUUCGCCCUCCCCUUGUCUCUUCGAUACCCUUUUGGGUUGACACUUCCACAUCAUGGGGAAUCGGUGUUGUCUUCGACACUGUCUGGGCAUCUUGGCGUUUCCAAGCGGGCUGGGAGGCGGAUGGACGUAAGAUAGGAUGGGUGCAAAUGCUCGCCGUCGAGUUUGGCCUUCUUCUUGCUAUUCGGAGAGGUCACGAGAACAUCCAUUUUCACAUUCUGUCUGACAAUCAAGGUGUUCUCGGAGCAGUCGACUCAGGAAAAUCUCGAAACCCGGAACAGAACCGUGUUCUCAGGAGAAUUGUCGCUCUGCUCCGAACACACACACUCUGGAUUACCACCUCCUAUACACCAUCUGCAGACAAUCUCGCCGACGGACCUUCGCGCGGUAUACCAUUGUCGAUUCCUGGUUUUUCACGUUCCUUUGCCCCUUUCAAGAUACCCUACUAUGUUUCAAACCUUAUUGUAGACAGCCCUUGA